Messenger RNA from Rotaria sordida, 303 nucleotides. The record is from the annotation of a GenBank genome assembly. Lineage: Eukaryota; Metazoa; Rotifera; Eurotatoria; Philodinida; Philodinidae.
AUGUUUUUCACCGAUAUCCCAACUAUAGUUUACAAUUAUUCGGAUGUUCGUGUUCCAUGUGGUUUAGCUAUUGAACUUAUCAUUUUAUUCAAUCAAAAUUCAGGAUAUGGAGGAUUGAAGUUGAAUAUAUUUGAUUUUAAUAAUGUUAUUGAUAAUAAUUCAGCACGAUAUCUUGGUGUACAUAAAAUUGAAGAAAUCAGAGAUUAUGAACGUUUAACUGGUACAAAUAUACUAGUAGAAGAAAGUGAUUUUAAAAUUGAAUCACUUAAUAUCAUUACUGCAAAGAUCAAAUGUGUAUGUUAA